This is a messenger RNA of Meriones unguiculatus (Mongolian gerbil), 8906 nucleotides long. RefSeq names its product zinc finger protein 773-like. The record is from RefSeq and is a predicted model, not a curated record. Lineage: Eukaryota; Metazoa; Chordata; Mammalia; Rodentia; Muridae. Gene Ontology annotation, cellular component: nucleus. Gene Ontology annotation, molecular function: histone H3K4 methyltransferase activity; histone H3K36 methyltransferase activity; recombination hotspot binding. The transcript has 4 exons. The coding region runs from base 6299 to 7576 and encodes 425 amino acids. Gene Ontology annotation, biological process: positive regulation of reciprocal meiotic recombination; regulation of DNA-templated transcription.
AUAGCCGCUGGCUCUUAACUGACAGAUCUGCCAACCAAUGCCUUAAAUGCUGGGACUGAGAUGAGUGCUACCACACUUGGCUUUAUUUUGACAUUUGACUUCAAAACAUAUAUCCAAGUCCAUUUCCUUCUUUGUCCUUCAAUGUUUUAUGACAGACCUCACUCUGUUCCUGGCUGGCCGCAGGCUCUUGAUUCCCAUACUUCAUUCUCCUGAGCACCAACACAUGUUGAUGCCCCCUGGUGAGAAUAGACCAUUACCACAAUUUUGGAGCCAAAUGGGAAACAAGCUUUAGUUUCUCUUCCAGUUAAAGAAUUAAAAGGCAGGAAAAAUCUCCAGUGCUACAGGUAGCAACAGGGAAGGUCUUAAACCUAGCAUCAGCCCGUCAAGAAAAGUCUGUUAGGGAUGAGGAAACAUACAUACCUGGACUCCUAGAGUACAGCCCAACAUUACAUUAGUCAGAGGCUUAUAACGGUAAGAGCACAAGGCCACAAGCUUCCUGCCUUCACCCAGUCAGGGCCAGCAUGCACCACAAGCUUCCUGCCUUCACCCAGUCAGGGCCAGCAUGCACCACAAGCUUCCUACCUUCACCCAGUCAGGGCCAGCAUGCACCACAUCCUUCCUGCCUUCACCCAGUCAGGGCCAGCAUGCACCCUGCUAUACUUCGUGACUAAGUACCUCCUGCCUACAUGUGAUCAUGAAUGUCCUGUGCAAUUGGCUACAACCAACCUUGUUUGAUAUGUAUUUAUUUAUAUUAUGUAUGUGUGCUCUAUCUGCAUGUACACCUGCAUGCCAGAAGAGGACAUCAGAUCCCAGUAUAGAUGCUUGUAAGAAGCCACCAUGUUGUUGCAGGGAAAUGAACUCGGGAACUCUGGAAGAAGGAACCAUGCUCUUAACCACUGAGCCAUGUCUCCAGCCUGUUUUAUAGAUUUCCUAAGCACAGUAACUUAAAUUUAAAACCUAACUUUAGCCAUCACACACACUCAGCUGUUUUUAGUUCUCAACAUUAUCCUUCUUGAUAUGUUAAGACGGCAGUCUUGCCUAAGUCUUGACAGAUCAAGGACACUAGGUGGUGGUAGCACACCUUUAAUCCCAGCAUUGUAAAGGCAGAAGUAGGCAAAUCUCUGAGUUUGAGGCCUGCCUGGUGCACAUAGGGAGUUCCAGGACAGCUAUGUAGAGAGACCCUGUCUCAAAUAAAUAAAUAAAUAAAUAACAAGAGUUUAGUCAAAUGUUUUCAAGCAAAUGCUAAGUAGUCAAAAAUAAUGUUAUCUUGAUUAUGAUUUAAUUGCCCAUUUGUGUAUGAAUUUUGCUCCAGUACUGUUUCAACAAGUACUUGCCAGAAAGUUGAGUGAAUAAACACAGGCUUGCCCUGAGAAGUCAGCUCUGAGCCUAACUCUCAGGGGUACACUCCCAAGGAGGGAAUUCUUUUGAAGACCUUUCCAAAGGAACAGGUGACCAUCCCCUCUCUCUGUAAGGUUGAGGAGGUGAGGCACAAGUAGGCUGCUACACCUGUGUGGUUGACCUUUCUUUUCUCCAUAGGGACUGGGCAAACAAGGCCAGCUUAGCCAAACCUACAGUACCAACAGUCAGGUCUUCAUAUAGUCCAGAAUGCUUACAUUCUAGAAUAGUGGUUCUCAAUUAGUGGGUCGCAACCCCUUUGGGGUCACAUAUCAGGUAUCUUGCAUAUCAGAUAUUUACAUUACAGUUCAUGACCACAGCAAGGUUACAGUUAUGAAGUAGCAACAAAAACAGUUUUAUGGUUGGGGGUCACCACAAAAUGAGGAGCUGUAUAAAAAGGGUCCCAGCAUUAGGAAGGUUCUAGAAACUUCAGUCCUGCAGCCACCAGUCAGAACAUCUUCCCGUUCAUCUCCAACCCUGUCGAGGAAGUACCACCUAACAGACACUUCUCACCCACCUGUCCCUUCACAGUUCUUUACAUUUAUCCUUUAGUGUAAGUCCAGGCUUUGUGUGAUCCCAGCUCCACUAACCCUUUAGUUAUCCUCAGUGUAAAUUGUUACUUGAGUGAUUGGAGUUCCCUCUUCUGGGUUCUUAGUCUUAUUAAACAAACCAAUAAAGAAAGAAAUGAAAAAGAAAAAAAAAAGCCGGAUGUUUGGGUACAUAUAUUUAAUCCCAGGACUUGGGAGGCAGAGAUAGGGGUAUAUCUCCAUAUUCAAGGCCAGCUUGCUCUGCAGCAGCUUCUAAGAUGGCCAGAGCUGCAAUGUAAGACCCAGUCUCAAAUAAAUAAUCAGGGUUGGGGCCAUUACUGAAGAGAUAGCCCAGCGGUUAGGAAUACUUUCUUCUCUUCCUGAGACCAAGUUAGGCUCUCAGUACCCUUUUGGUAGCUCACAGCGGCCAGUCACUUUGAUUUCCAAUUUUUGUUGUUCUUGGAAUCAAACAUACUCAUGUACGUGCCUACUCUUGUUCAUAAACACGCGUGUAACUAAAAAGAAAAUCUAUGGGGUAGGGUGUGCUUAGGGGCUUGUGAGAUGGCUCAGGAGGCAAAGGUGCUGGUCACCAAGCCUGACAACUUUAUGCUAGGAGAUAAGCAAUUCCUCUGACCUCCAUUCUCAAACAUGAGCAUACAUAAACAAAAUAAAAAAAUGUAAAGAAAAAUUGAAAGAAAAACAUUUUUUUUUUUUUUUUAGAUCACAAAAUGGGUCAGGUGCAGAAUAAUCCCAGCACUCAGGGAGGCUGAGGCAGGUGGAUCUCUGUGAGUUUGAGGCCAGCCAGGUCUAUCAAGUGAGUCCAGGACAGCCAGGGCUAUACAGAGAAACCCUGUCUCGGGGAGACUGAGAGAGAGAAGAAUAAUGAAAUGUGCUAGAAAGAAAGCUCAAAGCCAAUUUCCCCAGCCUUUGUAAGGGAAAACCAAAACCUGAGCGGAUAAGACCAUCAGUUACUCAGCAGCUGCCAGGAGAAAACGUGGGAAGCCAUGCGUGUGUCUGAGGGGAUGGCAAGUUCUGCUAUUGUAGACCAUGAAGCAAGUUCAUGCAGACAAGGAGCUUCGUGCUGGAAAGGAUGUGGUUUGGAGAACCGAUGAGAAGAGAUGAAGCACCAGAAAAAGUAAAACUAGUCUUCGGCCAGUAGUGGGAAGAAAGGGGACAUUUUUUCCGAGUAAGAAGGGAAGCGCUCUGACUGGGCACAGGCCUUUAAUUUCAGCUCUUGGAAGGCAGGGGUAGAUAGACGCCUGUGACAUAGAGGAAAUUCCAGGACAGCCAAGGAGGGCUGCACAGUAAAAAACAAAAAGCUGAACAACAAAGAAUAUCAAUUCUACACCCACAACCGGACUUGGAAUUACGCUGUAGUCCCCCACCUCCCAGCCAAGAGGAGGAAGCCUUAAUGGGCCUCAAUGCAGACUAGAACCCCCCACCACUAUGACUGAAAUUACCCCACAAACCCACCCGGGAACUUUGAAAAGAAUCACAUGCAGGCAACACACAAAGUCUGACCCGACACUAGUUUAAGUCACAGAGACAUCCAUCUUCACUGGCUGAAUAAAUUUAAGUUUUAAUUUUUCUUGCAAGAUAUUGAUCAUAUUCCUUUCCCUUCCACCAACUCUUCCACCCUCCUCCACCCUCCCCCAACUUCAUGCACUUUCUCUGUUGUAUUUAAUGGAAAAAAAGCGGGCGGACCGAUACACAGUCCCGCUACCACCGCCACCAACAAAGUCCCGCCAGUCCUCGGGGUUAGCCCACUACUCCUGAGUGUGUGACUGCUAUAGGCUGUGGUAUAUCUAGGACUGGGGUGUGGUGAAACUUUUUUUUUAAAGCUCAGCCAAUCAAAAUGGACGCGUCCAUUGUUGCAAAACGUGUUGGGCGGGACUUUUAGGGUGGUUGGCCAAAGAAUCUUUUCAAAGUUCCUGGCUGGAUUUCCCAGUUCCUCAGAACACUGGUAACACAUUGAGUAGUCCAGGACGGGAAGUUGCCAAAGGACAAGACCCUUGUCCUCUGGUACCAAGGUGUGUCUGAAGUCUAGGCCACCGUGUGACCCGCUGAAUGCCUGGUUCAAAGAUGCCUACAUCCCUGUCCCCUGCUGGCCGGCAGAGUCUGAUGGCGGCUGCUGAGCAAGGACCCCAGACCCAGGUAAGCGCCACGUGGUCCAGGGCCUACCUGAAUGCAGGAGCACUGGUGGGGAGCCCUGGGGUCAUAAGCCUGCGGGACAGGGCAGGACAGGCCAGAGCCAAGACUGUGGUACGCUGGCUCUGUCGUGGACUACUAGACUCUCCUAUCUGACAAUCUGUGUGCUGGGGAGUGAAUCAGACUCUAGAUGGAGCGUACCUCCAAGGGUUUGCAGGCAGGCCUGAGCUCUGGGACCUAACCUCCGAUGUGGCUUCUGCCUUACUGAAACGGCUCAGCAUGCUUCUGUAACUCAGUUCGAUUUGUUAAGAUGUCUACAGAUUUGCAACAGGGGAGAGGUUGGAUCUAUCUGUCAAAGCUACAACCCUCCUGGAUGAAUCGCAGUACUGCAGGUGGAGACACCUGUGAUCUGUCUGUAAUCCUGUGUGCAAAGCAGGGGUGGUGUGGACCGUGAAGUGGAGAGGAGAGAUUGAAUCUCCUGACGGAUUUUAAAAUCCGAGCUGUCAGGACCCCCUGAUGGGCCAAGUGCAGCAAACAGAAGGACUAGUCUAGUUUUUCUGUUCCUUUUUUCUGACCAUGUGGAAGGAUGGCGGUUUGAGAGUUUGUGCUGCAGCAAGUUCACAGAUGGGGAUCAGUUUGUCCUUAGUGAUGCUGAGAGUCUCAGAAUGAGACUGGGAGGCUGGGAGGUGGUGGUGCAUGCCUUUAAUUCAGCACUGGGCGGGGGAAGGGUGGGAGUGGGGAGGCCAGUGGAUCUCUGAUUUCCUGAGUUCCAGACCAGCCAGGGCUACAUAGAGAAACCCUGUCUCAAAAAACAAAACAAAGCCGGGUGCGCGGUGUACACCUGUAACCCCAGCACUGUGCAAGGCAGAGGCAGGCCAAUCUCUGUGCGUUCAAGGCCAGCCUGGUCUACAGAGAGAGUACAGGACAUCCAAGACUACACAGAGAAACCCUGUCUCGAAAACCAACCAAACAAAGAAAAACAAAUGAAAGAAAGAAAGAAAGAAAGAAAGAAAGAAAGAAAGAAAGAAAGAAAGAAAGAAAGGAAGGGAGUGUCUGGGCAGCUUGCUCAUUCACUCCUGGGUACUGGGGAAGGUGUGGGGUGGGAGUAAAGAAGGGAGGUCACUGGACACCAGUGAGAACACAAAGCUUGGUUGAUAUUUGGGAAGGAGAAUAUUAAAGAGUCUUCUAUUAGCCAGUUGUGGUGGUAUGGCACACCUUUAAUCCAAGCCCUCUGUGGGUAGAAGCAGGAGACUUACUGUGAGUUUGAGGCAGUUAAGGCUAUGCAGAGAAACCUUGUCUCUGAAAACAAAACAAAAUAAACAAAGUCUUCUGUAAGUGGGAUCUGAGGUAAAAGAGCAAACAGAUGAACCUGGGGUUGGGAAUACCUCCAUUGGGUCAGGUUGUGUGCAGGGGUAAAGUUUAUCAUUAGAGUGUAAGAUUCUGGACUGUGGGGUUUAUCAAAUAAGGGAUUCAUUUCAUAGGAUCUGGUCAAGAUCCAUACUCAAACGGUGUCAAUAAAACCAGCAUGGCUGGGCUGUGAUAGCAUAAAACCUUUAAUCUCACCACUCAGACCCCAGAAGCAGGUGUAUAUAUAUAUCUGUGAGUUCAAGGUUAGCCAUGGAUGCAUAAUGAUACUCUAUUAAUGGUUAUAUACCUAGACAUAUGAAUAUAUAUUACAUAUAUGAUAUAUUAUCAUUGAUAUAAUAUUAUUGUAAGCACCUAACAAUUGCUUAAGAACAUACUCAAUGUUUGAUUAAAGUCUAAUGUGUUGAUUAUCACAUUUGUUUGUUAACCUCACCAACCCCAUCCCCUGGGACAAGGUCCCUCUAUGUAGGCCUGGCUGAUCGAGAACUCACUGUGUGGACCAGGAUGGCCUCUAAUUCACAGAGUUCCACCUGUCUCAGCUUCUGGAGUACUGUGAUUAAAGGCUGUGCCAGUAUGCCUGAUAUAAUAUUAUUCUUCAUUUAAAUAUAAUAAAUAGGUAAAUACAUGCAAAUAAAGUGAUAGAUUCUGAGAGGAUAUGCAAGUGUUUGUACUGACAGUAUUUCUGUUUGUUUUUUCUGAGACCAAGUUGCACUAUGUAGACCUGGCUGGCCUGGAACUCAUUAUGUAGACAAGGUUGGCUUCAGACUCAUACAGAUUCACCUCCUCUGCUACCCAAGUGCUGAGAUUAAAGGCAUGUGCCAGCACACCUGGCUUUGUGCUAAAAUACUUCAAAAAAAUCAAUUAUGCAUGUAGGAAUCACUUUGGGCUGUCUGGCAUUUAAGGACGUGGCUGUCUGCUUCUCAGAGGAAGAAUGGGCACUUCUUGAUGACUCACAGAGACUCCUGUGUCACAGUGUGAUGGUGGAGGUCUUCGUCCUCAUGGCCUCAGUGGGACUGGUACCUUCUGAGAUCUGUGACACCACUCAGCUGAAGUCCUCAGAAGAUCCCUUCAGCCCUGUGCUGAGAUUCCUGACUUUGGGAUGUUGGAACAGAGAGGAGGCUGAGAUGUCACCCACUGGGCAGACUACUUCUGCAGAAGAAGGAAAUGAACAGCAUAAGCUGAGAGGUGCUGAGAAAUCUCCACAAAGAGAACAGGUCAGGAUCCCAGCUAUGAGGACUGGCAGGAGUGACCCAUCAGAGAAGAUGUCACAAAGCACAGACAAUGUGAUGGACUUCCAGGACUCCUCAAGUCUUCUUGGGUCUCAGGUGACUCACAGCACUGGACAGCCACACAGAAGCUCUGAAAAGACAGAGUCCAUUCACUCCAAGAACAGAAACCACAAAUGCAGUGACUGUGGCAAAACCUUUAGUCAUCAGUUCCGGCUUAUUCGACACCAGAAAAUACACACUGGAGAAAGGCCGUUUAAGUGCAGUGAAUGUGGGAGAUCCUUCCGCCAGAAUGCUCAUCUCGUUGUACACUCAAGAAUUCACAGUGGAGAAAAGCGUUUUAAAUGCAGUGAAUGUGGGAAAGCUUUCAAUUAUAAGAGCUCUCUCAUUCAUCAUGAGAAGGCCCACAAGGGUGAAAUGCCGUAUAGGUGUAGUGAGUGUGGGAAGCUGUAUAGAAACAAAUCCAGCUUAACUUGUCAUUAUAGAGUGCACACUGGAGAAAAGCCCUUUGAGUGCAGUGAAUGUGGGGAAUCUUAUAGGAACAAAGUCAGCCUUGCAAGUCAUUAUCGAUUUCAUACUGGUGAAAAGCCCUAUAAGUGUGUUAAAUGUGGAAAAUCAUUUAAGGAAAAAUCCAGUCUUUUUUAUCAUGAUCGAGUACACAAUGGGGAAAGGCCUUUCCAGUGCAGUGAAUGUGGAAAGUGCUUUAUCCAAAAUUCUCACCUUGUGAAACACCAAAAAGUUCACAGCAAGCCUUUUGAGUGCAAUGAGUGUGGGAGCGUUUUUACUUCGGAUUACAGCCUCGUUAGACAUAAGAGAGUUCACGUCACAGAAAAGCAAUAUGAGUGUGAGGAAUGUGACAAAGUGUAUUGCUAUAGCUCUGGCCUCUAUAAACAUCGCAAAGUUCACAACAGAUAAAUGUCUAAUGAGCAAUGAAUGUAUGAGGUCCCUUUAAACACUGAAAAUUCAAUGGAAAAAAACUUGAAUGCUUCAAAUGUGGAGGGCAUUCUCCCACACCCACACCCAGUAAAGUCUUCAUCAGAGAAGCUUCUCGCUGGUAAUUAACUCAGAGACCUACAACUGGACAAUGAGCAGAGGGUGAGAGACCAGAAGUGGUGAAUGACUUCUAAGAAAGAGUAACGUCUGUCUAUACACAACAGGACUGAUACAAAUAUGAGCUCACAGAGAGGCAGCACGCAUAAGACGGGUUCAAACAGAUGAAAUCUUAGUGCUGAGAAGAGGAAAUUGCAUACAAAAUCCCACUUCUAACCAAGAAGACAUUGAUAUUUGCUGGAAAAGGGAUACCAAGUUUUCCCCAAUGGACUGUCACUAAAUCUAUCAACAGGCCAUAUGGAGUGUUGGCCACCUGAAAAUGGACUCCUUGGGUGUUUGUUUGAUUUUGUUUUGGGGUGUGUGUAUGUGUACAUGUGGAUUUUUUUUUAUCUUAUUAAGUUUUUUUGUUUGUUUAGCUUUUAAUUAAUUAAUUUAUUUUUUCAGAGAAAGGACAUGAAGUUGGGUGAAUAGGAAGGUGAGAAGAGUUUGGGAAGAGUUGAGGGACUGUUGGUAUAAUGUUCUUUUGGAAUGUGUACACCUUACCCUUCUUCAUUCAAAUGCUGAUUUUGCUCCCCUACUAUCUGGUUUCAAUCCGGACAUUGCAUUGUGAUACUUAUUCUAAGCAUCACCUGUCUCAAGUUUGUGUAAACAUGCCACCAUUUGUUCUCUAAAUUCUCAGUUAAAACAACCAGCCACAAUGUUGAGCAAUGGAGAGGAUAGGGUGGGACAUCCUGGUUCAGAUGGGAGGAGAGGAAGAAAGCAGGAAGAGAGGAAGGAGUAGGAGGGGGAGGGUAGGAGACAAAAGAGAGAAAGGAGUGGGUAGCAGAGAAGGAGGAGAAGUGGCAGGACAGAAGCUGGGAGAGCAGAGGCUGGAGGACAGGUCUUGGAACGACAUGGAGAAAUGAACCGGACCUAAGAUAACACUAUAAGCAGAUAUAAGGGAUGAAUCUGAAUGGUAGGAACUAUGUGGGCUUGGAGGUUUAGGAUGGAGUAACUGUUGCCUAGCAUUGUGUUCUAGGUUAACUAAAUAAAUCCUAGUCUCUGUGUGGUGAUUUGGUUAUACAGCUGUCUAGGAUUAAAAGCAGCUUUACUAAAAGAUAUAUCAAUAGUAAAUAUGCCAUAAUACAACAGGGGAUGGAAAAGAAUAUGAUCAAAGUACAGUGUAUGAAAAAAUUAAAUAAAAAAGAUGCAUGUA